Messenger RNA from Salvia miltiorrhiza (redroot sage), 3468 nucleotides. Its product is annotated as protein MEI2-like 5. Gene Ontology annotation, molecular function: RNA binding. The transcript is spliced from 12 exons. Bases 628 to 3081 code for a protein of 817 amino acids. Lineage: Eukaryota; Viridiplantae; Streptophyta; Magnoliopsida; Lamiales; Lamiaceae. The record is from RefSeq and is a predicted model, not a curated record.
UGGGUCUCUAUCUCUAUCUCUCUCUCUCUCUCUCUCUCUCUCCCCUCUCUGUGCAAGUGUUGUUUAUCUCUCUAAAAACAAUUUUCUCUCUCCUCUCAAACAUUAACUGGUGUUGCGGCGGGAGAGAAGGAAGUGAAAGAGUGGAAGUUAACAAUUCCUCUGCUUCUACGUAAGUGGUGUUUUGUUUUCUUCUUCAGUUUUUCUCUCUAGCUUGUGAAUUCAUUUCUUUCUCUUCCUUGUUGACUUCUCUUUCCCACCAAGCCCAAGUUUGUUUUUUUUUUUUUUUUUGGGUUCUGUUUUCUUUGUGUGUGUGUGUGUGAGUUUUGAGAAACCGUCUUAUGAUUUUUCAGUGCACAAUUAAGGUGGGCCAUGUAUAAUUAUUUAUGUUUCAAGGUUAUGCGAGUUGGGUUGUGUUCAAAAUCUGUAACUCAGUAGAUUUUGCUGCAAAUUUGCGAUCUUUAUAUGGAACUGAUUUGAGUGAAGCAACCACAGGAACAUUUAACGAGUUCUCAUAUAUUUGAUGCAUCACGAUACAUUCAUGUGAAGUUUUGAGGGACUCCAUUCUGCUGUAACCCGAGCCACCAGAUUGUACCGCCACUUUCUUUAGGCCUGUCUGAAAUCCCAUUCAUGAGUACUGGAGGGAAAGAAAAAACCGCGUGGAAACUUCCUGGCAGAACUGAUGCGUAUCACGCAUCUAGCGAUGCUAGCUUGUUUUCUUCUUCAUUGCCCGUGCUUUCACAUGAGAAGCUUAAUUUUAGUGCAUCCAAUCAAAUUGGUGUGUCGCUGGAUGACGGCUUUCCUAGCCUUAGCAAGCUACGGCUACAAGAAGAAGUAUUGGAUCCACUCGAAGAAAUUGAUCCGGGUAUAACAGGAACUUUUCUCCCUGGUGAUGAAGAUGAGCUUUUGGCUGGCCUUAUGGAUGAUUUUGAUCUCUCCGGAUUGCCGACUCAACUUGAGGACUUGGAUGAUGAUUUUUUUGGAAGCGGAGGGGGAAUGGAAAUUGAACAUGAAACUCAAGAAAAUUCAGUUAAUGGAAUAUCAAGGUUAAGUAGUGACUCUAUUGGUAUUAGCAGCAUUCCGCAAUUUGGUUUUGCAAAUGGUGUUGGAUCGGUUAGUGGUGAACAUCCAUACGGCGAGCACCCUUCGAGGACUUUGUUUGUUCGCAAUAUAAACAGUAAUGUGGAAGAUUCUGAACUGAAGACUCUCUUUGAGCAAUAUGGAGAUAUCAGAACUCUUUAUACUGCAUGUAAGCAUAGGGGAUUUGUGAUGAUAUCUUACUAUGACAUCAGAGCUGCUCGAAGUGCGAUGCGUGGCUUACAAAAUAAGCCCCUGAGACGAAGGAAACUUGACAUCCAUUUCUCAAUUCCAAAGGACAAUCCGUCUGAAAAAGAUGUCAAUCAGGGAACUUUAGUGGUGUUCAAUUUGGAUGCUUCUGUAUCCAAUGACGACCUUCGCCAAAUUUUUGGUGCUUAUGGGGAAGUGAAGGAGAUAAGGGAAACACCACACAAACGACACCAUAAGUUCAUCGAGUUCUAUGAUGUCAGAGCUGCAGAUGCAGCCCUGAAGGCUUUAAAUAGAUGUGACAUAGCUGGAAAGCGCAUAAAGCUUGAACCUAGCCGGCCUGGUGGUGCUCGUCGCAGCUUAAUGCUGCAACUGAGCCAAGAUCAGGAACUAGAUGAAGCUCGAGGUCUCCGACAUCCAAUCGGCUCACCUCUAGGCAACUCUCCUCCAGGUAUUUGGCCAAAUUUUGGCAGCCCGGUCGAGCAAAAUUCCUUGCAUGGUUACAGUCAGUCGCCUACUUUGCUCAGCCCCGUCGGAAGCACUCACUUGUCUGGUUUGGCUUCAAUUCUUCCUUCUCAUGUAUCAAGUCCUGUGAAGAUUUCACCCAUCGGUAAAGAUACCGCCCGAAUGAGCCAUCCGAACCAGGUAUUUACUAACGGCACGCAUGGAGCAGCCCAUCAGCAACACUUCUCUGUUCCGGACCCGAUGAUAAGUUUAAGUCCUGGAGCUACUUCAUCAUUUAGUGAUUCCAAGCCAUCCAGUGUCGGAACGCUCUCCGGUCCUCAGUUUCUGUGGGGAAGUCCCACUAUCCACUCCGACCACAUUAACUCUUCGGCGUGGGCAUCUUCGCAGAAAGGGCGCCCGUUUCCUUCUAGAGCACAGGGAAUCGGAUUUCCAUACACGAGUCAGCACGGUCCUUUUCAUGGUUCACAUCAUCUUCACGUUGGAUCUGCUCCAUCUGGUUUUCAAAUGGAAAGACAUUUUGGUUUUUUCCCCGACUCCCCUGAACCGUCGUCCUACCUAAAUCAUGCAGCAUAUGGAGUUCCAAAUUUUAGUCACGGUAACGGGAAUAGAGUCCCUGCGGCUAUCAACCUAGGCGUUGGUUAUGCUGGAAAUUUCGCUGAAAGUGGUUCUCCUAGUUCCCGGAUGAUGUCGAUGUCAAGAAAUGGUCCUAUAUAUUUUGGAGGCAUGGGAUCUGCUGGUAAUGAUGGAACAAUAGAUCGUGGUCGAAGAAGGGCUGAUAAUGGAAGCCAAAUGGAUAACAAAAGGCAAUACCAACUUGAUUUGGAAAAGAUCAGAAAUGGUGAAGAUACUAGGACUACUCUGAUGAUUAAGAACAUCCCAAACAAGUACACUUCGAAGAUGCUUCUUCUAGCUAUCGAUGAAACGCACAAGGGUGCAUAUGAUUUUCUCUAUUUGCCAAUAGACUUCAAGAAUAAGUGCAAUGUUGGAUAUGCCUUCAUCAAUAUGGUUUCUCCUUUUCACAUCAUCUCCUUCGUCGAGGCAUUUAAUGGCAAGAAAUGGGAGAAGUUUAAUAGCGAAAAAGUUGCUUCGUUGGCAUAUGCAAGAAUCCAGGGGAAAGUCGCCCUCGUUUCACAUUUUCAAAAUUCAAGUUUGAUGAACGAAGACAAGCGGUGUCGACCAAUUCUUUUCCAAUACGAGGGCCAAGAGUCUGAUGAUAUGGCAACCUUCUCGUCCGGCAAUCUGAAUAUUUUUAUCCGUCAGCCAGAUGGGUCUUACCUAGGAGACUCUCUCGACAGCCCAAAGGGCGAUCCGGACGAGAGGCUGUACGGAAGCUAACAUGCUCGUGGAGUAACCGAUUCUAGUAAGACUUUCGUGGUAGAGUAUGUGCUCGACUCUCUUGUACAGUUUUCGCAUUUAUUGAAGUUCCGUGAUCGUGUCCACUUUUUGUGAUGGAUGCUCGAAAAGACAUGAGUUGGUUUUUAACAAUGGGAGAAGAAGUUGGUGAAGCUGUCCAUUGCUGUUUGCUCAUUCUCUGCUUUUUCCCAAAAUUAAUCUUUUUUCUCACCUUGUUUUGUGUUGGUCUCCAUUUCUAGCUAUGUAUAGAAGAAGUUUCUAGAAUUGGCUGAGAUUUGGUGAAAAAUGUAUAGCAUAGAGUAGUAGGUUUGUGUGUGGUCAUGUACUAAAUGGAAUCAUGGAUUUAUGACAUGAAUGUUUAUACUCUAA